AUGGGCUCUCUGGAAGCUGGUCAUGUGGCAAGAGGUCAUGUGGCAAGAGGUCAUGUGGCAAGAGGUCAUGUGGCAAGAGGUCAUGUGGCAAGAGGUCAUGUGGCAAGAGGUCAUGUGGCAAGAGGUCAUGUGGCAAGAGGUCAUGUGGCAAGAGGUCAUGUGGCAAGAGGUCAUGUGGCAAGAGGUCAUGUGGCAAGAGGUCAUGUGGCAAGAGGUCAUGUGGCAAGAGGUCAUGUGGCAAGAGGUCAUGUGGCAAGAGGUCAUGUGGCAAGAGGUCAUGUGGCAAGAGGUCAUGUGGCAAGAGGUCAUGUGGCAAGAGGUCAUGUGGCAAGAGGUCAUGUGGCAAGAGGUCAUGUGGCAAGAGGUCAUGUGGCAAGAGGUCAUGUGGCAAGAGGUCAUGUGGCAAGAGGUCAUGUGGCAAGAGGUCAUGUGGCAAGAGGUCAUGUGGCAAGAGGUCAUGUGGCAAGAGGUCAUGUGGCAAGAGGUCAUGUGGCAAGAGGUCAUGUGGCAAGAGGUCAUGUGGCAAGAGGUCAUGUGGCAAGAGGUCAUGUGGCAAGAGGUCAUGUGGCAAGAGGUCAUGUGGCAAGAGGUCAUGUGGCAAGAGGUCAUGUGGCAAGAGGUCAUGUGGCAAGAGGUCAUGUGGCAAGAGGUCAUGUGGCAAGAGGUCAUGUGGCAAGAGGUCAUGUGGCAAGAGGUCAUGUGGCAAGAGGUCAUGUGGCAAGAGGUCAUGUGGCAAGAGGUCAUGUGGCAAGAGGUCAUGUGGCAAGAGGUCAUGUGGCAAGAGGUCAUGUGGCAAGAGGUCAUGUGGCAAGAGGUCAUGUGGCAAGAGGUCAUGUGGCAAGAGGUCAUGUGGCAAGAGGUCAUGUGGCAAGAGGUCAUGUGGCAAGAGGUCAUGUGGCAAGAGGUCAUGUGGCAAGAGGUCAUGUGGCAAGAGGUCAUGUGGCAAGAGGUCAUGUGGCAAGAGGUCAUGUGGCAAGAGGUCAUGUGGCAAGAGGUCAUGUGGCAAGAGGUCAUGUGGCAAGAGGUCAUGUGGCAAGAGGUCAUGUGGCAAGAGGUCAUGUGGCAAGAGGUCAUGUGGCAAGAGGUCAUGUGGCAAGAGGUCAUGUGGCAAGAGGUCAUGUGGCAAGAGGUCAUGUGGCAAGAGGUCAUGUGGCAAGAGGUCAUGUGGCAAGAGGUCAUGUGGCAAGAGGUCAUGUGGCAAGAGGUCAUGUGGCAAGAGGUCAUGUGGCAAGAGGUCAUGUGGCAAGAGGUCAUGUGGCAAGAGGUCAUGUGGCAAGAGGUCAUGUGGCAAGAGGUCAUGUGGCAAGAGGUCAUGUGGCAAGAGGUCAUGUGGCAAGAGGUCAUGUGGCAAGAGGUCAUGUGGCAAGAGGUCAUGUGGCAAGAGGUCAUGUGGCAAGAGGUCAUGUGGCAAGAGGUCAUGUGGCAAGAGGUCAUGUGGCAAGAGGUCAUGUGGCAAGAGGUCAUGUGGCAAGAGGUCAUGUGGCAAGAGGUCAUGUGGCAAGAGGUCAUGUGGCAAGAGGUCAUGUGGCAAGAGGUCAUGUGGCAAGAGGUCAUGUGGCAAGAGGUCAUGUGGCAAGAGGUCAUGUGGCAAGAGGUCAUGUGGCAAGAGGUCAUGUGGCAAGAGGUCAUGUGGCAAGAGGUCAUGUGGCAAGAAGUCAUGUGGCAAGAGGUUCAUGUGGCAAGAGGUCAUGUGGCCAAGAGGUCAUGUGGCAAGAGGUCAUGUGGCAAGAGGUCAUGUGGCAAGAGGUCAUGUGGCAAGAGGUCAUGUUGGCAAGAGGUCAUGUGGCAAGAGGUCAUGUGGCAAGAGGUCAUGUGGCAAGAGGUCAUGUGGCAAGAGGUCAUGUGGCAAGAGGUCAUGUGGCAAGAGGUCAUGUGGCAAGAGGUCAUGUGGCAAGAGGUCAUGUGGCAAGAGGUCAUGUGGCCAAGAGAGGUCAUGUGGCAAGAGGUCAUGUGGCAAGAGGUCAUGUGGCAAGAGGUCAUGUGGCAAGAGGUCAUGUGGCAAGAGGUCAUGUGGCAAGAGGUCAUGUGGCAAGAGGUCAUGUGGCAAGAGGUCAUGUGCAAGAGGUCAUGUGGCAAGAGGUCAUGUGGCAAGAGGUCAUGUGGCAAGAGGUCAUGUGGCAAGAGGUCAUGUGGCAAGAGGUCAUGUGGCAAGAGGUCAUGUGGCAAGAGGUCAUGUGGCAAGAGGUCAUGUGGCAAGAGGUCAUGUGGCAAGAGGUCAUGUGGCAAGAGGGUCAUGUGGCAAGAGGUCAUGUGGCAAGAGGUCAUGUGGCAAGAGGUCAUGUGGCAAGAGGUCAUGUGGCAAGAGGUCAUGUGGCAAGAGGUCAUGUGGCAAGAGGUCAUGUGGCAAGAGGUCAUGUGGCAAGAGGUCAUGUGGCAAGAGGUCAUGUGGCAAGAGGUCAUGUGGCAAGAGGUCAUGUGGCAAGAGGUCAUGUGGCAAGAGGUCAUGUGGCAAGAGGUCAUGUGGCAAGAGGUCAUGUGGCAAGAGGUCAUGUGGCAAGAGGUCAUGUGGCAAGAGUGUGGCAAGAGGUCAUGUGGCAAGAGGUCAUGUUGGCAAGAGGUCAUGUGGCAAGAGGUCAUGUGGCAAGCGGUCAUGUGGCAAGAGGUCAUGUGGCAAGAGGUCAUGUGGCAAGAGGUCAUGUGGCAAGAGGUCAUGUGGCAAGAGGUCAUGUGGCAAGAGGUCAUGUGGCAAGAGGUCAUGUGGCAAGAGGUCAUGUGGCAAGAGGUCAUUGUGGCAAGAGGUCAUGUGGGGCAAGAGGUCAUGUGGCAAGAGGUCAUGUGGCAAGAGGUCAUGUGGCAAGAGGUCAUGUGGCAAGAGGUCAUGUGGCAAGAGGUCAUGUGGCAAGAGGUCAUGUGCAAGAGGUCAUGUGGCAAGAGGUCAUGUGGCAAGAGGUCAUGUGGCAAGAGGUCAUGUGGCAAGAGGUCAUGUGGCAAGAGGUCAUGUGGCAAGAGGGUCAUGUGGCAAGAGGUCAUGUGGCAAGAGGUCAUGUGGCAAGAGGUCAUGUGGCAAGAGGUCAUGUGGCAAGAGGUCAUGUGGCAAGAGGUCAUGUGGCAAGAGGUCAUGUGGCAAGAGGUCAUGUGGCAAGAGGUCAUGUGGCAAGAGGUCAUGUGGCAAGAGGUCAUGUGGCAAGAGGUCAUGUGGCAAGAGGUCAUGUGGCAAGAGGUCAUGUGGCAAGAGGUCAUGUGGCAAGAGGUCAUGUGGCAAGAGGUCAUGUGGCAAGAGGUCAUGUGGCAAGAGGUCAUGUGGCAAGAGGUCAUGUGGCAAGAGGUCAUGUGGCAAGAGGUCAUGUGGCAAGAGGUCAUGUGGCAAGAGGUCAUGUGGCAAGAGGUCAUGUGGCAAGAGGUCAUGUGGCAAGAGGUCAUGUGGCAAGAGGUCAUGUGCAAGAGGUCAUGUGGCAAGAGGUCAUGUGGCAAGAGGGUCAUGUGGCAAGAGGUCAUGUGGCAAGAGGUCAUGUGGCAAGAGGUCAUGUGGCAAGAGGUCAUGUGGCAAAGAGGUCAUGGGCAAGAGGUCAUGUGGCAAGAGGUCAUGUGGCAAGAGGUCAUGUGGCAAGAGGUCAUGUGGCAAGAGGUCAUGUGGCAAGAGGUCAUGUGGCAAGAGGUCAUGUGGCAAGAGGUCAUGUGGCAAGAGGUCAUGUGGCAAGAGGUCAUGUGGCAAGAGGUCAUGUGGCAAGAGGUCAUGUGGCAAGAGGUCAUGUGGCAAGAGGUCAUGUGGCAAGAGGUCAUGUGGCAAGAGGUCAUGUGGCAAGAGGUCAUGUGGCAAGAGGUCAUGUGGCAAGAGGUCAUGUGGCAAGAGGUCAUGUGGCAAGAGGUCAUGUGGCAAGAGGUCAUGUGGCAAGAGGUCAUGUGGCAAGAGGUCAUGUGGCAAGAGGUCAUGUGGCAAGAGGUCAUGUGGCAAGAGGUCAUGUGGCAAGAGGUCAUGUGGCAAGAGGUCAUGUGGGCAAGAGGUCAUGUGGCAAGAGGUCAUGUGGCAAGAGGUCAUGUGGCAAGAGGUCAUGUGGCAAGAGGUCAUGUGGCAAGGAGGUCAUGUGGCAAGAGGUCAUGUGGCAAGAGGUCAUGUGGCAAGAGGUCAUGUGGCAAGAGGUCAUGUGGCAAGAGGUCAUGUGGCAAGAGGUCAUGUGGCAAGAGGUCAUGUGGCAAGAGGUCAUGUGGCAAGAGGUCAUGUGGCAAGAGGUCAUGUGGCAAGAGGUCAUGUGGCAAGAGGGUCAUGUGGCAAGAGGUCAUGUGGCAAGAGGUCAUGUGGCAAGAGGUCAUGUGGCAAGAGGUCAUGUGGCAAGAGGUCAUGUGGCAAGAGGUCAUGUGGCAAGAGGUCAUGUGGCAAGAGGUCAUGUGGCAAGAGGUCAUGUGCAAGAGGUCAUGUGGCAAGAGGUCAUGUGGCAAGAGGUCAUGUGGCAAGAGGUCAUGUGGCAAGAGGUCAUGUGGCAAGAGGUCAUGUGGCAAGAGGUCAUGUGGCAAGAGGUCAUGUGGCAAGAGGUCAUGUGGCAAGAGGUCAUGUGGCAAGAGGUCAUAGGUCAUGUGGCAAGAGGUCAUGUGGCAAGAGGUCAUGUGGCAAGAGGUCAUGUGGCAAGAGGUCAUGUGGCAAGAGGUCAUGUGGCAAGAGGUCAUGUGGCAAGAGGUCAUGUGGCAAGAGGUCAUGUGGCAAGAGGUCAUGUGGCAAGAGGUCAUGUGGCAAGAGGUCAUGUGGCAAGAGGUCAUGUGGCAAGAGGUCAUGUGGCAAGAGGUCAUGUGGCAAGAGGUCAUGUGGCAAGAGGUCAUGUGGCAAGAGGUCAUGUGGCAAGAGGUCAUGUGGCAAGAGGUCAUGUGGCAAGAGGUCAUGUGGCAAGAGGUCAUGUGGCAAGAGGUCAUGUGGCAAGAGGUCAUGUGGCAAGAGGUCAUGUGGCAAGAGGUCAUGUGGCAAGAGGUCAUGUGGCAAGAGGUCAUGUGGCAAGAGGUCAUGUGGCAAGAGGUCAUGUGGCAAGAGGUCAUGUGGCAAGAGGUCAUGUGGCAAGAGGUCAUGUGGCAAGAGGUCAUGUGGCAAGAGGUCAUGUGGCAAGAGGUCAUGGUGGCAAGAGGUCAUGUGGCAAGAGAGGUCAUGUGGCAAGAGGUCAUGUGGCAAGAGGUCAUGUGGCAAGAGGUCAUGUGGCAAGAGGUCAUGUGGCAAGAGGUCAUGUGGCAAGAGGUCAUGUGGCAAGAGGUCAUGUGCAAGUAGGUCAUGUGGCAAGAGGUCAUGUGGCAAGAGGUCAUGUGGCAAGAGGUCAUGUGGCAAGAGGUCAUGUGGCAAGAGGUCAUGUGGCAAGAGGUCAUGUGGCAAGAGGUCAUGUGGCAAGAGGUCAUGUGGCAAGAGGUCAUGUGGCCAAGAGGUCAUGUGGCAAGAGGUCAUGUGGCAAGAGGUCCAUGUGGCCAAGAGGUCAUGUGGCAAGAGGUCAUGUGGCAAGAGGUCAUGUGGCAAGAGGUCAUGUGGCAAGAGGUCAUGUGGCAAGAGGUCAUGUGGCAAGAGGUCAUGUGGCAAGAGGUCAUGUGGCAAGAGGUCAUGUGGCAAGAGGUCAUGUGGCAAGAGGUCAUGUGGCAAGAGGUCAUGUGGCAAGAGGUCAUGUGGCAAGAGGUCAUGUGGCAAGAGGUCAUGUGGCAAGAGGUCAUGUGGCAAGAGGUCAUGUGGCAAGAGGUCAUGUGGCAAGAGGUCAUGUGGCAAGAGGUCAUGUGGCAAGAGGUCAUGUGGCAAGAGGUCAUGUGGCAAGAGGUCAUGUGGCAAGAGGUCAUGUGGCAAGAGGUCAUGUGGCAAGAGGUCAUGUGGCAAGAGGUCAUGUGGCAAGAGGUCAUGUGGCAAGAGGUCAUGUGGCAAGAGGUCAUGUGGCAAGAGGUCAUGUGGCAAGAGGUCAUGUGGCAAGAGGUCAUGUGGCAAGAGGUCAUGUGGCAAGAGGUCAUGUGGCAAGAGGUCAUGUGGCAAGAGGUCAUGUGGCAAGAGGUCAUGUGGCAACGAGGUCAUGUGGCAACGAGGUCAUGUGGCAAGAGGUCAUGUGGCAAGAGGUCAUGUGGCAAGAGGUCAUGUGGCAAGAGGUCAUGUGGCAAGAGGUCAUGUGGCAAGAGGUCAUGUGGCAAGAGGUCAUGUGGCAAGAGGUCAUGUGGGCAAGAGGUCAUGUGGCAAGAGGUCAUGUGGCAACAGAGGGUCAUGUGGCAAGAGGUCAUGUGGCAAGAGGUCAUGUGGCAAGAGGUCAUGUGGCAAGAGGUCAUGUGGCAAGAGGUCAUGUGGCAAGAGGUCAUGUGGCAAGAGGUCAUGUGGCAAGAGGUCAUGUGGCAAGAGGUCAUGUGGCAAGAGGUCAUGUGGCCAAGAGGGUCAUGUGGCAAGAGGUCAUGUGGCAAGAGGUCAUGUGGCAAGAGGUCAUGUGGCAAGAGGUCAUGUGGCAAGAGGUCAUGUGGCAAGAGGUCAUGUGGCAAGAGGUCAUGUGGCAAGAGGUCAUGUGGCAAGAGGUCAUGUGGCAAGAGGUCAUGUGGCAAGAGGUCAUGUGGCAAGAGGUCAUGUGGCAACGAGGUCAUGUGGCAAGAGGUCCUGUGGCAAGAGGUCAUGUGGCAAGAGGUCAUGUGGCAAGAGGUCAUGUGGCAAGAGGUCAUGUGGCAAGAGGUCAUGUGGCAAGAGGUCAUGUGGCAAGAGGUCAUGUGGCAAGAGGUCAUGUGGCAAGAGGUCAUGUGGCAAGAGGUCAUGUGGCAAGAGGUCAUGUGGCAAGAGGUCAUGUGGCAAGAGGUCAUGUGGCAAGAGGUCAUGUGGCAAGAGGUCAUGUGGCAAGAGGUCAUGUGGCAAGAGGUCAUGUGGCAAGAGGUCAUGUGGCAAGAGGUCAUGUGGCAAGAGGUCAUGUGGCAAGAGGUCAUGUGGCAAGAGGUCAUGUGCAAGAGGUCAUGUGGCAAGAGGUCAUGUGGCAAGAGGUCAUGUGGCAAGAGGUCAUGUGGCAAGAGGUCAUGUGGCAAGAGGUCAUGUGGCAAGAGGUCAUGUGGCAAGAGGUCAUGUGGCAAGAGGUCAUGUGGCAAGAGGUCAUGUGGCAAGAGGUCAUGUGGCAAGAGGUCAUGUGGCAAGAGGUCAUGUGGCAAGAGGUCAUGUGGCAAGAGGUCAUGUGGCAAGAAGGUCAUGUGGCAAGAGGUCAUGUGGCAAGAGGUCAUGUGGCAAGAGGUCAUGUGGCAAGAGGUCAUGUGGCAAGAGGUCAUGUGGCAAGAGGUCAUGUGGCAAGAGGUCAUGUGGCAAGAGGUCAUGUGGCAAGAGGUCAUGUGGCAAGAGGUCAUGUGGCAAGAGGUCAUGUGGCAAGAGGUCAUGUGGCAAGAGGUCAUGUGGCAAGAGUGUCAUGUGGCAAGAGGUCAUGUGGCAAGAGGUCAUAG
Closterium sp. Naga37s-1 is the source of this 7332-nucleotide messenger RNA. The record is from the annotation of a GenBank genome assembly. NCBI's taxonomy places the organism in Eukaryota, Viridiplantae, Streptophyta, Zygnematophyceae, Desmidiales, Closteriaceae.